AUGGUGUCUGUUCCAGCUCCUCGCUGUCUGGAUCUGAUUGUCGUUUUGUCUCUUCUGCCCACUUUACUCAACGCGAACCGGAUUACCACGGACACACUGGACCUCAAAUCAUCCGGGCUUGGGGUGAAGGAGCACUCGCAGAUUGUUGCCCAGCACAAUAGACUGCGCAGCCGGGUCAAACCAAUGGCAGCUAACAUGCAAAAAAUGGAGUGGAAUGAGAAAUUGGCCUUACUUGCGAAGGAGAGAGCAGCAUCCUGCCACACAGACCCCUCCCCUCAACACUUCUCAUCUCUCAGUCACAUUGGCUGGAAUACACAUUUCUCUCCAUAUGGUGUCACCUCAUUUUCUAACAUCACUGACAUUUGGUUUAAGGAGGAAAAAGAUUUGAUCUAUUUGAGUGGACAAUGCAGAGAGAAUGCCACUUGUCAGCACUACACACAGCUGGUGUGGGCCACCUCAAGUCAUGUGGGCUGUGCCAGCCAUCUGUGUCUGAGAGAAGGAGACCUCUGGGAGAUGUUUGUCUGUGCUUAUUACCCCGGGGGCAACUGGGAGGUGAAUGGUCGGCUGGUGAUACCCUAUAAGACAGGGCUGUACUGCUCUCUCUGUACUUCAUUCAUGUCUGGUUGCUUUAAACUGUGGGACCAUGUAGGUGGAUUGUGUGAGAUUCCAAGGAACCCAUGCCGUAUGAGUUGCGGUCAGCACGGCCAUCUUAACAUCUCAUCCUGCAAGUGCAAGUGUGAUCCUGGGUUUACUGGACGCUUCUGCCAGGUGCGAUGCAGUAUGCAAUGUGUACACGGUCAUUUCAAAGAAGAAGAAUGCUCUUGCUUGUGCGAUAUUGGCUAUGGUGGUGCUGAGUGUGCAGAGAAAGUGCAGUUUCCCUUCCACAGCUGUGAUGUUAUGAUUGAUGGAGAUUGCUUCACAGUGUCUCCACAAGCUGACACCUACUAUGGAGCCAAGAGACACUGUCAGGGACAAGGAGGUAUUCUAGCUCAGAUCCACAAUCAGAAGGUUCAGGACAUCCUUGCAUUUUAUCUGAGUCUCCUGGACACCAGCAAUGAGGUCACCAACGCUGACUUUGAGACACGAAACUUCUGGAUAGGUUUGACAUAUAAGCCUCUGAAAGACUCAUUUCGCUGGGACACAGGCGAGGUCUCAACAUUCAGCAGCUUUGCCUUUGGGCAACCUGACAACCAUGGUUUUGGUAAUUGUGUAGAGCUGCAGGCAUCAAGUGCCUUUAACUGGAACGACCAGCGCUGCAAAACACGGAAUCGAUACAUCUGCCAGCAUGACAUGAGCAUGAGUGGAGACUUGAAGUCCAGCCGCCCCAGGGCAGCGAGUAAGAGGGCCAGCAACACCACUUACGGAACCGAGUUCGAACUGGACUAUGACAGCUACCACGAGGACUACUAUGACAGGGUGUACGACUACCAGCGUGUGCCGGCAUCCUUGUCUCCCCUACCCCUGGGACCCAGUCUGGCCAAGCGAUCCCGCUCCUCCUCCUACUCCUCCAAGCACAGACGCAGCCGAGACAGAACCCACUCCAAAAGCUCCAGACCCCACUCCACUAGCUCAACCACAUCCAAGUUGGGCAUGGAGGAGUUGCAGGUGAUUAAAAAGGAGCUGACUCUGAUAAAGACACAGAUCGAUGGGCUGCUUGACAGUCUUGACAGGAUGGACACACAGAGGAACGACCACAAAGGGUCUCCCGUGAGAGAGGACAGUCCAGCUGGCUCACCGUACGCUCUGUCAGCCAGCAGUCCCGAGCACUCCUUCUCCUCCCUCUCCCCACCCAGCUCCCGCCAUAGAAUCCACAGGGAGAGCCCUGACCUGAGGGAGCCCGAUGAUGACCACCACACGAUGAGCAAUCACAGCUCUGACCCUGAAGAGGAAAUAUGAGGGUGGAAAAAGAGAAAAUGUAGAAGACGUGGAUAAAGUGCCAAACAUUGAGGAAGAGAACAACAACCGUCAAGCCAACACCCAUAUCAGAGUGUGCAUAUCAUAUAACACUUCAGUACAUUCAGUUUUAUCACAGCAGGUCAGUUUCCAUGACCAUACUUUUAAAUAAAACAAAAACACAUAACAUGUGAUUUAUACUGUAUACACCCAGCACUCGUACAUGUGAUGGAGAAUAAUGUGUUAGAUCAGACAAAAGAGGGAGUGAUCUUGGAGUAGUUACAUAAAGCUUGUGGCAGAGUGGUGAAUUCAAAUCCCACCUCAGCAGGCAUUCCUGUUGUACUGUACAAGUGAGACUGUAGAAACACAAAUAUCCCAGUUUUAAUCCAACUAUUGCAGUAUUAAUCCAAAUGAGACAAUAUACUUCCCGGAGUAAAACAUUAUGUAAGCAGCUUAUAAUUUAUCACAUUCAUUAAAGUCUUCUUCUGAAAAUAGGCAGAAUAUGCCAGCAUCAAACUGUACAGUUCUUAUUAAUGUGUGGAGUCAUGGGGUUUACUAGAAGUGUGAGAAUGUUUCUGCUGCUUCACCAGUUUCUCACAGGAAGGAAACAAAACUUAAUGAGUCUCUAUUUAUAAAGGACUUUUAAUUAGACUUAUGCACAAAAAAUGUAGAACCACGAAUACUGAUGAAGUGUGGGCUUUUUCGAUACGGGAAAUCUGGGAUUCUGUGCAUAUGUACUGUCAAAAUUAAAAUUAUUUCUUUCUGCAAAAAAAAAAAAAUCUAUACACUGUCAAGUUUGAUCUUUCAAUUUUUAAUCGAACUUGACUCACAUUUUAACUUCAACCUUCAAGGUAUCACAAUUCAAACAUUUAAAGUAACCCAAUCUUUAUGAGAUUGGACAGUCAUGCUGGUCAGUUAGCAAAGAAACCAGUUGUUUUCUGUAUGCUUCUUCUCUGAGUGUGCUUCUCUGACAAACUUGUAAACCACCUUUCACACCUUUUCAGAUGUACUUUCUCUACUUUAAAUGUGUUAGAGGAAAGUUAGCACUCUCUUCCACCAUGUACUUGGCACUAAGUUGUGCAGAGGCCCAGGUCAGUGUGUAAUAUUGUGUAUUAUUGUAAACUCUACUGUAAUUGUUCAGCUGUCUGAUUUUAAUCUUGAUUUAGGACUUACUCAUAUGUUUUUUUUUAAAGAAAACAAUGUUAUUAUGAUUCGUAUGGUGGUACCUGUUUUUGUUUGCAUUCUUAAGAUAAGCCAAGUGGAAAUACUCAUUGUCACAGUAGUAAAGGUAUUUUCAUAUUGACUAUAAAUAGAGUGUGUGUUUUUAUUAUGCCGAAUACAGACACAGAAGAAAAUGUUUCAAAACUUGAUCAAGUCAAGUAUUCAACUAAUCAGAAGUGUAUAUUAUAUGAUGACUGAGUUCCUAUUGUAGGCCAUAAUGGUAAUAUUAUCUAUUGGAUGUAAUUGUGCACAGCAGUAUUCAUAUUGUGUUCAGUGCAUUGAGGACUACUGUGUGUCUAGUUCUGGAUGAUGCCACCAGCAGACUCAGACAGAAGCAGUUUCCUCUGUCAAUAUCAUAACACAGCAGCCAGGUCUGAAACAGGUCAAAGAAAAAAAUAAUAUUUCCAGUCUGCCCUUCUCAUCAACAGCAUGUGGUUUCCUGCUGACUCACUACAAUGAAACAAAAUCUGCGACAUUCUGUCUGGAAAAAGGACAUUUCCUACCUGCAGCCUACCACCAGCUGUUUCUCUGGAAAACCAGCUCAGUCUGAGUAAAACAAUUAAGUUAAGAGGAGACAUUGGCAGAGUUAAUACCUGAGAUUCUGAGUCUGUAGAGGAAGAAAAUUGUCUAUACCAAUCAGCUGCUCCUAUGUAUGUAUAGGGUCAUGUAUACAAUAUUUUGGUGUAGCAUAAAAUGCAAAAGUGAGACAUUGAUAUGAUAUAAAGUAAGUAAUUGACAAACUGGAAAGACAUUUGAUAGUAACAGAAACUAUGUCAAAUCACAUCAGGUAAUUUAGUUUGGAAUAAUUCAUGUUAAUUGCUGACACCAAUGAAUUAUUUAUUCUAUUGUAAGAUGAAAACCUAUAAAAUACUACUACAGUCUCAAUUUAUGAUUUAUGACUGAUAAAGACAGACGACAAAAAAAAUCUAAACGUGUGAUUCAAAAUGCUUGAUUAGGAAGUUCUCAUCAGAAAUAAAGGGUAGAAAAAUACAUGAGCCAGAUCAUCUUCUGGCAUGACAAAAAAUGUUAUAAUUUUUCAUUAUAAUAUAAUCAGCAAUGUAUAUUAGACUAUUUAGUAGUAUAUUGUUGUCUUUGGAUCAAAAGCCAGCACAAUCACCAUGAUUUAACCUUGUUAUAGUCAUGCUUGUUGUCAAGGUUGUCGCCCCAAAAGACCCUCCAUAUUGAAACAUUAUAUUUAGCACAUUAUAAUAAGCACAUGAGCACACAUUUAUGGAAUUCAAGCAGGAAGUUGUACGUGGCCAGCAGUCAAAUAAUAUCAUUACAUAAAAAAUACUUUUUAAA
Messenger RNA from Scomber scombrus (Atlantic mackerel), 4416 nucleotides. RefSeq names its product C-type lectin domain family 18 member A-like. NCBI's taxonomy places the organism in Eukaryota, Metazoa, Chordata, Actinopteri, Scombriformes, Scombridae. The transcript has 17 exons. The record is from RefSeq and is a predicted model, not a curated record. The coding region runs from base 1 to 1896 and encodes 631 amino acids.